AUGAGCUCAAUCGGAGCAAGUCAGAGGAUUUUUCAACUCAAAUUCGAUCCUUUAUCUGGCAACUCAGAAUGGGUUGUCAUUGAAGAAAUUGAAGCCCCAGAGGAAAAACAGGAACCCCUAUUGGCCACAACCUCGUACCUUGACAUGCUCAAUGAUUCACGUAGAAAUAGAGCAUAUCGUGAAGCCAUUAAUAAGACCAUAACUCGGCCUUGCCAUGUUCUUGAUAUUGGUGCAGGGACUGGUUUGUUGUCAAUGAUGGCAGCUAGAGCUAUGGGUCUUCAAGAGUCAACUACGAGUUGUAGUUCAAAGGCGAAGGUUUCAGCAUGUGAAUCAUACCUUCCCAUGUUUAAGUUGAUGCGUAAAGUAUUACGGGCCAAUGGACUGGAGAAAAAGAUACAUGUCAUCAACAAAAGGUCCGAUGAAUUAAAAGUUGGUGAGGAUAUUAGUUCACGCGCAGAUGUUCUUGUCAGUGAAAUUCUCGACUCGGAGUUGUUAGGCGAAGGUCUCAUUCCUACUUUGCAGCAUGCUCAUGACAAUCUCUUGGUUGAAAAUCCACAAACGGUGCCAUAUCGGGCUACAACUUACGGUCAGCUUGUUGAAAGCCCAAAUUUAUGGAAGCUUCAUGACCUGUUUAAUAAUGAAGCAAAAAUCUUGGAUGGCGUUUAUCUUGCUCCAAAAGGGGUGGAUUCAAUAUUGCAUAUUAAACAGCAGCAGUUUUCAAUGCACUGUGAUGCAAUGAAAGACGAAAUCAAACUGCUUUCAGAACCAUUCAGAGUUUUUGAUUUUGAAUUCUGGAAAAGACCAGAGAGUCAUGAGGAAACUGAGGUCCAUAUAGAAGCUACCAAUGAUGGUACAAUUCAUGCCAUCGUCUCAUGGUGGUUGCUUCAACUCGAUGAAGAAGGAACAAUUUUUUAUUGCACUGGGCCAAAAUGGAUUAGCCAAUCAUCCUCUUCAUCUGAAUCAAAAUUAUUGUUUCCUGGAACGGGGGAUUGGUGUGAUCACUGGAAACAAUGUGUUUGGUUCUUACCAGAGCAAGGCUUGCCUGUGUGCAAGAAUCAGAGUAUUGAUUUGGCUGCUACUCAUACUGAAACUUCUGUCUCGUACAAAGUUAAGAUUCCAUCAAAGAAAAAAGACACUGACCUCUGUGACUGGUCUUCAUCGGAUAAUCAAAUUUUUCUACCACCAGAGCGAAUUGCAGUAUACGGUGAUAGAAGGUGGCGUUUGUCAAUGCUUAAUGCGAUCAAGAAUUCUUUGCAGCAGAAAGUUGCUCCCAUGUGCAUGGUUGUCGAUGACAGUCUUUUUCUCCCAGUUGCUGUUGCCAAUCUUUAUAAGUCAUCCCAUGUAAUAGCUUUGUUCCCUGGAUUGCGACAGAAGGGUGCUCACCAUUUGCAAGCUAUUGCUUCUGCAAAUUCUUACACAGUGGAUCAUAUAGAAGUGCCGCAAACAAGGAAGCAGCAGUUAACUUUGCAGGAUACGCAUCAGAGAAGGAUUGAUCUACUGUUGGGAGAACCAUUCUAUUAUGGAACUGAGAAUAUGCUCCCAUGGCAGAAUCUGCGAUUUUGGAAGGAACGAACAUUGCUUGAUCCUAUCCUUUCUGAAAAUGCGAUGACUAUACCUAGGAAAGGAAUGUUAAGGGCCUGUGCAAUGUUUCUUCCUGAUCUGUGGAGAAGUCGUUGUUGCCUGCAUGACAUUGAGGGAUUUGAUCACGCAGUCGUGAACUCAACAUUAGGGGCAUGUGGAGAUUUGCCGGCAAAUGAAGAAGCUCCUUUCUUACCGUUUUCUAUAUGGCAAUGUGGGGAAACCAAGAGACUCAGCAACAUUGUGUCCAUCAUGGAUUUUGAUUUCUCGAAACCAAUCAGUCCAUGUUCUGGAACAGCCCAGGUUAAGUUUGAAGAAUCUGGAAUUUGCCAUGGAUUUGUACUGUGGAUUGAUUGGUUGCUGGAUUCUUCCACUGAGAUAUCAACUGGACCUGAUGAAAGAUACUGGAAGCAAGCAGUGAAACUGUUGAAGGAGCCUAUAGCAGUUGGAAAACAAGCUACAGGCCAUGGUGGUUAUCACUCCACUGAACUCGAAGCAUCAUUUGAUCCCUCGAGUGGUGAUCUCAGUAUUAAGCACGCAUUUUCAUAA
This is a messenger RNA of Oldenlandia corymbosa var. corymbosa, 2127 nucleotides long. The record is from the annotation of a GenBank genome assembly. NCBI's taxonomy places the organism in Eukaryota, Viridiplantae, Streptophyta, Magnoliopsida, Gentianales, Rubiaceae.